AUGCUGUCGACGCUUCUGAGGCCUCGCAAGAGGCGCGCCGACAAGUCGCCCUUUUCGAGCCCCUUUAACAGUUCGCCUCUGGCUACGAGAAACGACUACGACGGUAUCAACGACAAUGGAGAUGCAGACGACUAUGACGAGGACGACGGUGGCGAAGAUGACUUGGAAACGCCGCUUUUGCCCAUCUUCUCGGCCGCGCAUCUGGACAAAUUGCCCCUGUACAACAUUACGCACUCCUGCCGUAUACUGAUAGUGCAGAAGUGCGAAACCACUCUUACCUGGGACCAGUUGCGAUCACCUCAGGUCUCUCAAUUCUUGGUCAAACCGAUCCAAUCGCAAAUUCGCAAAGAUCACUUCAACCGAGCAACGAUAUGCGCCCUCGUCGCAAACUGUUUACAGUUCCAGAAAGAGGCACAACAAGAUGCAGGGAAUGCUGGCGUGAGCAAGACACGAGCAAUGGUGUCGGAGUUGCUGGCCAUUCGCCUGCUGAAAGAAUUCAGUCUGCGUGAGUUGAUCGAUGCGCUGAGCUACGACUUCAACCCGCUCGAAGGACUGGGUGCUCCCGAGGGGGGCGCUCAGUUGAGGCAGUACAACAGAUCUGCACGCAUCUCAGCUGUCGAGAUCGCCAUCCGCGCUCAGGCUAAGCGUUUCCUUGCCCACCCACUGGUCGUACAGCAGCUCGAGGCUAUUUGGGCGGGGAGCAUCGUCUUUCACUCCGCCGCCGACAAUCUCCACCGCAAGCCGCCAACACCACUACCCACUAGAGGCCGUAAUGGCUAUGGUACUAUUGCGAACGCUUCUGCUCCCCUGCCAGCCUCCAUCGACAACUCACAACCUAGUCUUAGACGAAGUGUCACCCUCUAUAACCCAAAGGAUGCCUCGCUAUUCAAGCUAUCUCGUUUGAGAGUCCCUCGAUACAGGCAGCUGUUUUCAACCAUCUCAUUUGGCGUCAUGCUGGGUUUGUUCUUGGCCGUCUUGGUUGAUCGGUCUACUGAAAUCACUCCUCUCGAGAUUAUUUUCUGGUUCUGGAGUGCGGGAUAUAUGCUCGACGAACUCGUAGGUUUCUCAGAGCAAGGCUUCGGCCUCUACAUUAUGAGCGUUUGGAACGCUUUUGAUUUGGGCAUCUUACUCUGUUUCUUCGCCUACUACGUAUUACGCCUCUAUGGUAUCCUGAUACCCGCAGCGCGCAAGCAUUAUACUGCGCAUAUGGCUUACGAUGUCCUGGCCUCUACUGCUGUACUGCUUUUCCCACGUGCAUUCAACGUCUUGGACCACUACAAGUACUUUUCCCAGCUGCUCAUUGCUUUCCGCCUCAUGGUCCAAGACAUGAUCGCGAUUUUGGUACUCAUCGUUAUCGCCUGUAGUGGUUUCUUCGUUGCCUUUACAUUGUCCUUCAGCGAAGAGAAGGCGGAGGCUUCCAAGGUUGCCUAUGCUCUGUUCCAACUUACGAUGGGUUUCACCCCUGCUGCUUGGGAUCUCUGGCCGAAGUAUAACAUAUUAGGAAAAGCUGUUCUUGUCGGCUUCCUCUUCCUCUGUCAUUUCCUCAUCGUCACGAUUCUCAUCACCGUUUUGACCAACUCGUUUAUGGCUAUUGUGCAGAAUGCCAAUGAGGAGCAUCAAUUCCUCUUCGCUGUAAACACAAUAUCUAUGGUCAAGUCAGACGCGCUAUUCUCGUACAUCCCACCGACGAACCUUUUCGGAUGGGUGGCCUCCCCUCUGCGCUACCUUAUCCCAUUCAGGAAAUUCGUCAGAUUCAACAGAACUAUCAUCAAGAUUACACAUCUUCCGAUGCUUUUCGCCAUCUUCGCCUACGAGCGAUUGUUCCUCGUACGGAACGCGUACACUCCCAUGGAUCUGGUUGAACGUAAGGCGCCGAGCAGAGGCCGCCUUCCUGCAUUCGCCUUGAAGAACACUGGACCUUUCAGCCCUGGUACACGACUUCGCGAACCAUCUAUUGUGUCUUUCCACAAGGAUCGUGCUCUAGAAGAAGUCUUCCGUCGGCCCUUCGAUAUGACGGCACGAACGAUAUCCCAACAUUCUAAUCCCGAUCAGCGUAAAGCUACUGUCGUCGAUAACUGGAUGCAAGAUAUGGGCGACGAAGGAGGUGCUAGUCCUCCUAUGGAACAGCCUCGCUCUGUCUUGGAGAGGCUGGAAAAUAGAAGGCCUGGUGUCAGAAGGGCCCAAACGUCUGCUAAUAGGAUCGUCACAGUCAAGCGCGACUUUUCUACAGCUUCUCGUUCUGUAAUGUCCGAUCCAGAAGAUUUGGCAUCAACAAUCUUCCCAAGGCCAACACCCAUGAGAAUUGAAGAAGAGACGGAUUUGGAGCUGGAGCGAGAAGAUAUGCCUCAGGAGACUGAUGCGGAUGGCGAUGACGAACUCCUCACGAAUGAUGGUGAUAACGUCACAGCUACUGGUUACGACAGAACGCCAACAGGGACUCCGGAUGGGGUUGAAAAAAAGGAGCCUUCGCCAAACAAGCUCACAGCAAAGGACUAUUUUGAGGGAGCUGACUAUCAGGCCGCAAGUUCGGUUCCAGAUGCUACAAGAGCACGACUUAUGAGUGGCGAGCACAAACGCGGGCCUCAUCAACGGAAUGUCUCGCAGAGCACUAUGGUAUUCUCUCCCAUCGUGGAGCAAGGAUACACAUCGUCUGCGUCAGAGAAACCAGUCAAGCCGUCUCGCCCUACUACUGCCAAACAGAACAGCGGAGACUCGACGCCAUUGCCUCAGUCAGCGCCUCAAUCCAGCGGUCGAAAAACACCACGUACGAGCAACCCCAGCAGACCACGUCCGAACAUGCCCAACCGACUUUCACAAUACACGGCCCCUAACAUCCGGUUCGAUCGCUUCGGUGACUCGACUCGUCGUGCGAACAGACAGCCAUCCUUCAACGCCCUCGCACUCGAUUUGGCGUCCGACUUUGGCGACCACCAUCGUCGAGAUCUGACUCCAGAGCCCUUGUCGCCAGGCUAUCAGCCUAGCAUUCCGGCAAGCUUCAGUGAGCAGAUGCUCCGCGAACGUGAGCUGGCACAAGGCAAGGAACGGCGCCGUGAGGAGCAACGACGCCGUAGCCAAGAGGAGGAGAAGGGCAUGGUCGGUAGAAUCAUGCUGACGCGCAUGAACACACUCGAAGAGGGCUUUAGGGAAAUCCUCCGCGAAGUACGCGAUCUUGCACAUACGUCACGUGGAACCAGUGAAGCAGGAAUGUUCAAUUCUAGAGCAUCACUGGUGGUACCGCCGUCGUCGGAUGGCAACGUACUCUCUAGACCCAAGACUCCUGUUAGCAGAGUAGGCGGUGCGAGUGAGAGGGCUAGAAGCCCGAAGAAGGCGAAGGGCAAGAACAAGAGCAAGGGCAAAUACUCGAUCAACAGUAGCAGUGAGGCUGAUCCUGUCAGUCCUUUGACGGCCGGUGAAGGUGUUUCUCAGGCCACUAGCCCGACAACCAAGGAACCUGAGACGCCUGCUACAGUGAAAGCGUUAUCGACACAUGCCGAGGAAGGAGCAAAUGAAGAGUCACUGGACACAGAAAAGUAG
Molecule: messenger RNA, 3534 nt
Organism: Aureobasidium subglaciale EXF-2481
Lineage: Eukaryota; Fungi; Ascomycota; Dothideomycetes; Dothideales; Saccotheciaceae
Exons: 3
Coding region: 1-3534 (1177 amino acids)
Biological process (GO): transmembrane transport; monoatomic ion transport
Cellular component (GO): membrane
Molecular function (GO): monoatomic ion channel activity
Source: RefSeq, a predicted model, not a curated record